This is a messenger RNA of Trichosurus vulpecula (common brushtail), 3177 nucleotides long. Its product is annotated as rho-related GTP-binding protein RhoG-like. Bases 121 to 696 code for a protein of 191 amino acids. Gene Ontology annotation, biological process: establishment or maintenance of cell polarity; regulation of actin cytoskeleton organization; cortical cytoskeleton organization. The record is from RefSeq and is a predicted model, not a curated record. The transcript is spliced from 2 exons. Gene Ontology annotation, molecular function: GTPase activity; protein kinase binding; GTP binding. Lineage: Eukaryota; Metazoa; Chordata; Mammalia; Diprotodontia; Phalangeridae. Gene Ontology annotation, cellular component: cytoplasmic vesicle; cell projection; plasma membrane.
CUGGGGCGGCGGGCGGGCCGGCCGAGCCUGGGAAGUGGCCGCGGGGAGUCGGGCGGCGGCGGCGGCGGCGGCCGGCGGUCCACGGGCCACGGACUGUGGAGGACAGAGGAAGGAGGAAGGAUGCAGACAAUUAAGUGUGUGGUGGUUGGAGAUGGGGCUGUGGGGAAGACUUGCCUUCUCAUCAGCUACACGACCAAUGCCUUUCCCGAGGAGUACAUCCCCACAGUCUUCGACAACUACAGUGCUCAGAUGUCUGUGGAUGGCCGGACAGUCAGCCUGAAUUUGUGGGACACAGCUGGCCAAGAGGAAUAUGACCGACUCCGGACCCUGUCCUACCCGCAGACCAAUGUCUUUGUCAUCUGCUUCUCCAUUGGCAGCCCCUCAUCCUAUGCCAACGUGCGGCACAAGUGGCAUCCAGAGGUCUCUCAUCACUGCCCCAAUGUGCCUAUCCUGCUUGUGGGCACCAAAAAGGACCUGCGAAAUGACCUUGCCACAUUGAAGAGGCUGAAGGAGCAGAGCCUAACACCUACUACCCCUCAGCAAGGGACUUCCCUGGCUAAGCAGGUGGGCGCCGUUAAGUAUCUGGAAUGCUCAGCCCUGAUGCAAGAUGGAGUUGGGGAGGUGUUUGCAGAGGCUGUGAGAGCUGUGCUAUACCCAGUCACCAAGAAGAACACAAAGAAAUGCAUCCUUUUGUAGCUCCAGGGACAAUGCCUAGGCACCAUCCAGAGCAUCCCCAGUCCUGGGGGUACUUGGGAUUGGGCCUGAUUUGGAAGUGGGGAAGGGGGCACGGGGGAGCUGGCCACAGCUGGGUGGGACUGCCUGCUCCUUGGUGGUGAGCAUUGGGCUUUGUGGGCAAAAAAGAAAGAAGGCAGGUGUGGUUGCAUGCAGUUGUUGCCUUAAGGUUUUUCUUUUUUUUUUUUUUGGUGGACUAAUUUUUAAAAAUGUUCUCAUUUCUGUUUCCCAGAUGUUCCUUGUGUUUAGUCCUGCUCCUCCCCUUCUGCCUCUGCCCUUCUCACCUCUCCCUGCCCCCCCCCCCCCAGGCUUUUUCAUGGGAAAGGUUCAUGAGAAAUAGGGGCCUUCACGUGAGGGUAGUGGGGCAGAAGAAGCUCGUGUCCACUUGGAUCUCCUUUGGUUUCCUACCAAGCUCUGCCUGACUUGGGACCCCAGGUGACAUUUCCAGUUUGGCUCUUUAUCCCCAGAAUUUAGCACAGAGUAAAUGCUUCACAAAUGCUCAUCUGUUGAUGCAAAGAUUAAUGGGGGGACCGGUGCUUUGGGGCUAGGUUCUGGUGGCACCACAGGCCUAGUGGUGGCCAACAUUUCAUUACUCUUUUCUACCCAGAAGAGGGAAACAGCACAAACAGUCCGUGCUUAGCCUACUUCUUACCACUUCCAUUAAGGAAAUUCUGUGUCUCUAUUCUUCUGGGCUGAACUUUGAGACUGCUUGAUGGGGACAGUUUUCCUGUCUCCAUCCCUGCCCUAUGAGGCUUGACACCUGCUCCUUCCUUAGGCCUUGUUAGUAGCUUGAGGCUCCCUGUUUGGCCAAAGUAACUCAGAUAUUCUCUUCCCCCCAUUCUCCCUCCAGCUGAGUUUACAGGAUUUUGUGAUUCCCUAGAAGGAAAAAGAAAACCCUUUGACUUUUGAUUCUGGGCUCUGCUUUGGGAGCCUGACCUCCCCACACAGCCCAGUUUUAAAAACUACACUGAAGCUGUUGGGAAUCUGAGAAAUGGAAUGAGAAGGAUCUCUUGUGCCUUCAGUAAAUACUAUGUGCCUUUUGUUACCCUAGCAGUCCCCCUGGGUGCUGGAUUUUGGCCUGGGUGUGCUUAGGGUGAGCCUUCUGGAGCAGUAGGAACCCAGGUUAGAAGCAACAUUAGGGGUUGGGGUAGGGAAUUUGCACCCAUCCUUCCUUUCCUCUUCACCCUAAACUAACGUCUCUCUUCUUUAUGUGCCAUGACAUCAUGAGAUGAAACUUAGCAGGCUUCCCAGUCACUUUAUCCCCAGCUUUGGACAGUGCUUACUGGUGCUUCCACAUAGCCUGGCACCAGUGGACUGAACCUGUGAAAGAUAGGCCCAGAAAAUAUACUGCUGUCCAUGUAUCGGCUUCUAACUCCUUCUCCACACCUAUGCCUAUUUUCACGCAUGUGAUCCACUGUGUAUCCCAAGGGGAUGGGGGGGAAGGCUGCCUCUCUCGGUAGAGGCAGGAUCAUCUUAGCCAAGGUACAUUAGCACUUUGGAAAAAAAGGCCCUGCUAUAAUGAGGGGAAGGUGUUGUCCUCAAGAGCCAGCCACUUCUGGGCAAGCAGUAUCGGCUGUUCGGAUGUUUGCCCACCAUCAGCCAAACAAGAUCUCAAAAGUGCAUUAUGGCUGUUCUAAUGGAUCAAGUCAGUAGUACCCUCUGAGGGCUUGCCCAAUCAGUGUCAAAUUCAUCAAAGUGCAAAGUUUUCAACCCAAUUUUCUCAGCAGUUCCAAAUUCUCUCCCUUCCCUCUCCCACUCAUUGAGAAGGCAAGAAAACUGAAACCCAUUACAAAUAUGUAGUCAUACAAAACAAAUUCCACAUUAGCCCUCACCUCCCACCCCACCCCCAAAAAAAGUUAGAAGAAGAGAGUCCUGAGUCUACCAGCUCUUUUUCUGGAGGUAGAUAGCAUGUUUCAUUACGAGUGCUAAGAAUUGUGGUGGGUCGUUGUGUUGCUAAGAGUUCCUUAAAUCUUUUACAAUUAAUUUUCUUUACAGUAUCAUGGUUACUUUAUAGAUUGAUCUGGGGCUGCCCACUUCGAUGUCUUUCCAGGUUUCUCUCCCCCAGUAUAUGACGAUAUCUGGCAGGGGAGGUUACUUGGUUUCUCCGAAUUAAUGAAUGCUUUUUCUAAAGUGAGGCCAAAGGCCUAGCUCUGACUUAUUUGGUGGGGCAAGUUUUUGGGGGUGUUUGAUAUGAACAGCCGACUGAGACUUACAACUGCACCUCUCUUGUGGGGGCUUUAAUCCUGUGGUGCCUUGCCUCCCAUCCUCACAUUCUUCAAGUCUGGAUAUUGCUUGGGCCCACCUGUGCCCAUGGCUGAUGGGAUGUGGUACUGUAACAUACACUGGUAACUUGAUUUGUAUACUUAAAUGGAUUUUGUAUGAAGACUAAUAUGCUAGAGUCACUUGUAAAUUAUUCAUAAUUAAAUGGUGGUAAAGUUCUGCUCA